CUGGCAACAGCUGAUGAUGAUGACGUCAUCACGCCCUCUGGUAUUUAGAGCAGCUCUCAGUGAGACUGUGUCAGUGUUUGUCCGGUGAACAGAGGAACAUGGCUUCAUCCUUUCUCAGCUUCUCCCUCCUCUUCAUCAGCCUCUACACAGCAGAUGGAUUUUUGCUUUUCAUGACGAACCGCUGUGACUUUAACUCCACUGAUCCAAAGGACAUCGAGUACAUCCAGUCUUAUUAUUACAACAAGUUGGAGUUCACCAGGUUCAGCAGCAGUUUGGGGAAGUAUGUUGGAUACACUGAGUACGGUGUGAAGAACGCUGAGGCCUGGAACAAUGAUCCUUCAAAACUGGCUCGGUUGAGAGCUGAGAAGGAGAGGUACUGUGUACACAACGUUGGGAAUGACUACCAUCAUGCUGUGACUAAGUCAGGUGAGUCUGUGUUUCUGUAA
Epinephelus moara (kelp grouper) is the source of this 446-nucleotide messenger RNA. RefSeq names its product H-2 class II histocompatibility antigen, I-E beta chain-like. NCBI's taxonomy places the organism in Eukaryota, Metazoa, Chordata, Actinopteri, Perciformes, Serranidae. Gene Ontology annotation, biological process: antigen processing and presentation; immune response. Gene Ontology annotation, cellular component: MHC class II protein complex; membrane. The coding region runs from base 99 to 446 and encodes 115 amino acids. The transcript is spliced from 2 exons. The record is from RefSeq and is a predicted model, not a curated record.